AUGAUGGCGGGCGCUGGGGGAGAUUUGAGAGCGCUCUUCGGGGCUGGUGUCCGCGCGGCUCUGGAGGCCUGGCCCGCCUUGCAGAUCGCCGUGGAGAAUGGCUUCGGGGGCGUGCACAGCCAGGAGAAGGCCGAGUGGCUGGGAGGUGCCGUGGAGGAGUACUUCUUCCGCAAUGCGGACUUGGAGCUAGAUGAGGUGGAGGACUUCCUUGGGGAGCUCAUGACCAACGAGUUUGAUACAGUUGUGGAGGAUGGGAGUCUGCCUCAGGUCAGCCAGCAGCUAAAGACCAUGUUCCACCACUUCCAGAGGGGUGAUGGGGCCGCUCUGAAGGAGAUGACCUCCCACAUCACCCAAAGAAAGUGCAGGGUUAGAGCCACCGCACUUGCGACAGCCAGAGAGACGGAUGAGGAUGAUGUGGACAGCGUGGAGGAGAUGGAGGUCACAGCUACAAAUGAUGUAGCAGCUACCGAUGGGGUCUGCCCCCAGCCUGAACCCUCUGGUCCAGACUCCCAGGCUAUUAAGGAAGAAGAUAUAGUGGAGGAUGGCUGGACCAUUGUCCGGAGAAAGAAAUGAGUGGAGCUGGAAAUGGCUUGGGCCCUUGUUUACCAGUUGUUUUGAGAUUUUUUUGGAGGACUGUGGACCUUUGGACUGGUUAUCCCAUCUCUACCUGCUCCCUGUUCCCCUGUCUAGCUCCCUCCAUGGGAAGAAGAGCCCUAGGUUCUUGGUCUUGGGGUGGUAGGACCUGCUUCACCACACCCCCUUGGGCCAUAAGUUACUAUCUGAACGAUGAGGACUGGUUUCCCAGCACAGUGCCUUGGGUGCAGUCAGUGUGAGGAGAGUAGGAUGAGUGGCUGUGGUUGGAGAAGCUGAAUGCUGGCUGACAGUGGACAGGUGGAGAACCAGCAGAACCAGUACUCAUGCUGGGUCAGGAAUGGUGAGAUGAACUUGCAACUGGAAGAUUCAUUGACGAUGUGAAUGAAAGUAGCUGUGCUACUUCUCCCACUUCCCCGCUGCCCGUGUACACACACACACACACACACACACACACACACACACACACACACACACACACACACACACACACACAACCAGCUCUGUACCCAUCCAGAAAUUGGAACCUCCCAGGAACACUCCAUCCUGCAGCCCAGCCUCCAGCCCUGGGUUCCUUCAGGAAAUCUAGACCUUGGCAAGGUGGUAAGCUUAGGUGAUCUGGGCUUUGUUUUCUGUUUCCUCCAACCUCUUUCCAAACUCUUCAUCCAAUUCUAUCCAAGUCCAGAGAUGAGGCUUAAGACUUGAAUAAAUAAUACCUUAAUGUUUAA
Messenger RNA from Miniopterus natalensis, 1319 nucleotides. RefSeq names its product TSR2 ribosome maturation factor (gene TSR2). Lineage: Eukaryota; Metazoa; Chordata; Mammalia; Chiroptera; Miniopteridae. The record is from RefSeq and is a predicted model, not a curated record.